AUGUCGACCUUCGACGGCAAGGUCAAGGAGUUCCCGGACGUCCGCAUCGACUCCUUUCGAAAUGAGCCCAACUCACGUCCGCCGCUGGCCUUCUUCCUGAGCCAUGUCCAUUCAGACCAUUUGCUUGGCCUUGAGACAUGCAAGUCGCCCUUCAUCUACUGUUCGCCCGGAACACGCGACAUCCUCCUGCGACUCGAGAAAUACCCGCAUCGCAUGAACUUCGCAAAAGGGAUCCUGGAAACCCGCAAGCAGACGUAUCGACAUCUGAAGAAGCUGCUAAAAGCCAUUCCGCUCGAGACACCAACCGUCAUUGAGCUGUCUCCAGGGAGCAAAAUCCGCGUCACUCUUUUCGAUGCCAACCACUGCGUUGGCGCCGUCAUGUUCCUGAUCGAAGGUGGCGGUAAAGCUGUGCUGUACACGGGAGACAUCCGGUCUGAGAAGUGGUGGGUGGAUUCCCUAACUCGGCAUCCUGCGCUCAUACCGUACGCCGCUUCGCCUGAUGGAGGUGCGAUCAAGACGCUCGAUUGUAUCUACCUCGAUACUACCUUCGUGGUUUCUGGACGAGAAGAUCCAUACUGUCACUUCCCGUCGAAAGCAGAGGGUAUCCGAGAGCUCUUGCAGAAGGUCUCUCAGUACCCGGAUGAUACCUUGUUCUACGUCGAAGCAUGGACUUUUGGCUACGAGGACGUCUGGCUGGCGCUGUCGAAAUUCCUAGGCUGUCAAGUCCACGUUGACGAGUAUCGCCACGGUCUCUACCGCGCUCUGGCAAAUGGGAUAGAGCCGAAAGCACCUGAAGCUGUCAAAAUGAUCGGCUUUGCUUGCGGCAAUCACUUUCAGCAAGGUUGUCUAGCCCAGCACUGGAACAGGAUACACAGUUGUGAGAAGGGCACGAGUUGCGAGGUCUGGAGCAAAGACUUCGUACGCAUCACACCGAUCGUGACUCGACAUAAUGGGGUCGAAAUGGCAGAGCUCGGCACCGGUGGCGGUCAAGGCGAUUUGGCUCAGCAGCAUGAGCUUGAGUUUCUAGAUCCCAGUUCAGUCGGCCAGCUGAUGGCACUAUGUGCAACCAAACUGCAAGGCCAGCCUCAGUUACUUGCCAGCGUCCUCAACCUCCUCGCAGGCGUAAUGAAGGAGGGCACUUACAGCAUCGACCUGGAAGACUUCAAACCCUACUGCGAGACGGAGCAAGCUGGCGGUGAGACACAGACUGACUUGGGGGACAUGUCACUCGAUAAUUUGGUAUCAACACUGGCUCGCCUUGUCACGAAGGCGAAGACUGGGACGGCAGAAAGCGUCAGGCAAAGCAAGGCCGCCACAAGACCUGUAUCAAGACGUCGAGCUGAUGGGCUGCCAACGCAGAUCACGUUCCCGUACUCUCGCCACGCUUCCUACAACGAGCUGUGUCUUCUCGUCGACGCCUUCAAACCUCGCGACAUCAACCCUUGCACUGUGGACGAAAAGCACUGGCGGCCACAAAGCUCUAUGGGUGCAUUGUUCGGGCACCUCUACAAUGACGUCCCGACAUUCACGCACGACGAUACCAUGUUCAAUAUGAGGCUGCCAAAUGAGCCGAUCAAGACAGAGCACACUAGACCAACUUCCCCCAGCGAUGGUUCGGAGCCCGACAUCGCAUUGAUGCAGCAGGCCAACGAUGGUGGAGGUGUCCCUGUGCUGGUGCGUCAACCAGCUGUUGAGCCAAUCGUCAUACCGAGCGAUGAUUCGCAGGGCGGAGAUCUCGGGGAGGAGCAUAUCCGCCAUGUCAGUGAUCGAGCACCUGCAGAGAACGACGAGCAACAGUACGGACUCGAGAAUAACAUGCAACCCGCCGCGACGCAAGUCUUUGGAUGGUCCAAUCGUGGCAGAUCAGAGACACCUACACAAACGCGCAAUGCAAGACGAGCGGAAAAGAAGAAACUGACAUUCCUGAAAGAGCAGAACCUGCUCCCGUCGCAGUCCACUUUGAAGGAUAUGCGCCAGUGGGAACAGAGCAACGGGGACUGGAUGGCCAGGAUACUGCCGAAAGAGAUUCUGGCACACAACAUUGACCCGCCCGCCAGAAAUACCGGUUCGAGGAGGAAUGCGGAUGGCACUGAUUCGGUCGAUCCAUCACGUCGAGAACAGGAGCAGCUUUGGUCUCACUCCACAGCAAAACUACCCGUUCAUCCGUCUCAGACCGACCUCUUCUGGCCGCUUGACAACGCGGCACGCUUUUUCGAGUCAAGGGAACAUCGCGAGCUACGCGAAGUCCCAUCCACUGCACCCACAGCCCGCAUUCAUCACAACGGGAACGACCAGCUGCCGUCUAAGUGGCCAAGUCUUACUGCCAUCGAGACUCGGUCGGUGUCACCACUUCGCAAUCGGUGGCUCAAACGGAUGGCAGACUGUCAGGCUUCGAAAGAUGACGAGCAACCUGCUGCAGUCGACAAGAAGCUGAAGCAAGACCUUGAGCCAGGUCGUGUCGUUCAUUCGACCCGGCCGGGUACUGCUCAACGCUCGAUGGAGAGGACGCCGGUCUCGAGUGGGAAUGCUAGGCCAAGCCGUCACAGCGUGUCGUUGCCCACCACCAUGGCGUUUCGCCUGGAAGCUGGAGACGCUGCUAAAGGUGUUGGCGGACUGAGCUGGUUCGACGUCGGCCUUGUCAGUGUAGGCGGACAUCAGACGAGAGAGGAGGAGUUGUAA
This is a messenger RNA of Saxophila tyrrhenica, 2679 nucleotides long. RefSeq lists its product as uncharacterized. Gene Ontology annotation, biological process: interstrand cross-link repair; double-strand break repair via nonhomologous end joining. Lineage: Eukaryota; Fungi; Ascomycota; Dothideomycetes; Mycosphaerellales; Extremaceae. Gene Ontology annotation, molecular function: 5'-3' DNA exonuclease activity; damaged DNA binding. The transcript has 3 exons. Bases 1 to 2679 code for a protein of 892 amino acids. The record is from RefSeq and is a predicted model, not a curated record.